CCUGACCUCGGUGUUUGUCGCGCCAGUCGCAACAUCAAAUGAAGAAAGUGUUUCAAGAAUUUGGAAGUGAUCGGUUCUAUCAAAUGCAGCUAAGAGAUUCAAUUUGUGAAGGACUCAGGAUUGACCAUUGGAUUUUAAAAUGUGGAUCAGAACAUUGUCAGUGCUGUGGUAGAGAUGAGUCCUAAUAUGAAUGAGUACAUGAGAGAUGGGAGUUGGAGAAGAAGACAUAGUGAUUCAAGUCCAUCCUUGGGUUUUGCUGCAAAGAGGAACAAAGAAAUUAGAGUUCUGGAGGCUGGGAAGUCCAAGAUCAAGGUGCUGGCUGAUUCAGUUCCUGAUGAGGAUGGUUUUACUUACUUGCUGUCUUCUUGCUGUGUUCUUAUAUUUGAGAGAAAGGAGAUGACAAAUGGAGCAAAGUCGUUCAGGGAAUGGAAGAGGAUUGCACCAAGAGAAAGAAGAGUUGGACAGGAAGCAAGACUUCUGCUGGGAUUACAGAAGAGGAAUGGUACAAAGAAGCAUGAGAAGAUCUGCCUGGCGACCGUGUGCAAACACUCAAGUUUAAGCCCACAGAUGUGGGAGGCAGCAGACAAGUCACAGGCAUACCUGACACAGACCUGGAGAACUACUGAAGGGUGCCUGGGGCUGAGAACUGGGUCCAAAUUCGGUGGUGAUUGUGGCAGUAGCAGCAGAAGCAACUGUAGCCCAGGAAAAGAGGAGGGCAUGGAGGCAGCAUCCGUGCCUGCAGUAGGAGGCAGGCUUGCAUCUGUCCCAGGACCCCAGCUCCACAGCAUCUACACAAAUAUGAACUUUUUACAUGAGCAGUGGGACAGGAGCUGUUGGUGUGCAGGCAGCAAACUUGGUAAAAUUAUGUCAAUUCAAAAUGGAAACUGUAAGCUUCUGAUUGUCAGAGAACUUUACAGAAGUUGCCCAGUAAAUAUUGAUGAAUUAAUGCAACAUUGUUUUUCUCCCAAGGUGUUUUUGGUGGGGAAGCCCACAGCGGGCAGCACCAAAUACCUUCCCGCAAUCACCUUUGGCGAAGGGCCCAGCGCAGCGAUCCCCUCCCGGCCGGUUUCCCGGGGAAGUUCGGCGCAUGCGCAGCUCGCCCGGCGCCUGUGUUCCUUCCUGCGGCGCCACCCGGAAGCUUCAGCUCCGUCUCCCCCCUCCCCCUCCCCCUCCUUGUGCCUCGCCGGCUCUGGCUGUGCGUGCGGGGCUGGCCCGGCGAGGAGGCGGGACACGUCGGCGCUGCCACCCGCCGCCGCCGCUCCUCCUUCUGUUCCAGCUGCCGCUGCCGCCGCCGCUUCCUUGGCUGAGUCCGCCCGCGGUCCGGCGGCUCCAGGUGUGUUCACCCCGCCCAGCUGCCAGAGCCCGCCGCCGCCGUAG
Herpailurus yagouaroundi (jaguarundi) is the source of this 1377-nucleotide messenger RNA. RefSeq lists its product as uncharacterized. The transcript is spliced from 6 exons. Bases 175 to 1377 code for a protein of 400 amino acids. The record is from RefSeq and is a predicted model, not a curated record. NCBI's taxonomy places the organism in Eukaryota, Metazoa, Chordata, Mammalia, Carnivora, Felidae.